Gorilla gorilla gorilla (western lowland gorilla) is the source of this 7472-nucleotide messenger RNA. RefSeq names its product synemin (gene SYNM). Gene Ontology annotation, molecular function: structural constituent of muscle; structural constituent of cytoskeleton; vinculin binding. Gene Ontology annotation, biological process: intermediate filament cytoskeleton organization; fast-twitch skeletal muscle fiber contraction. Gene Ontology annotation, cellular component: neurofilament cytoskeleton; sarcolemma; costamere. The transcript is spliced from 4 exons. NCBI's taxonomy places the organism in Eukaryota, Metazoa, Chordata, Mammalia, Primates, Hominidae. The coding region runs from base 179 to 4933 and encodes 1584 amino acids. The record is from RefSeq and is a predicted model, not a curated record.
GCCCUCCCAGGCCGCCCGCCCCGUCCGCUAAGUGCCCGGGCUCUCCCGCUCGCGUCCCAGUCUGCGGGCCUCCGGGGCAGCGGCGAGGCCGGAGCGUCGCGGCGGAGGGGACAAGACCGGGACAAGACCAGGGCAGGAGGGAGCCGGCCAGCCGCGAGAACCCCGCACGCCCGGCAAGAUGCUGUCCUGGCGGCUGCAGACGGGCCCCGAGAAGGCCGAGCUGCAGGAGCUCAACGCCCGGCUCUAUGACUACGUGUGUCGGGUGCGGGAGCUGGAGCGCGAAAACCUACUCCUGGAGGAGGAGCUGCGCGGCCGGCGCGGGCGAGAGGGCCUGUGGGCCGAGGGGCAGGCCCGCUGCGCCGAGGAGGCGCGCAGCUUGCGGCAGCAGCUGGACGAGCUGAGCUGGGCCACUGCGCUGGCGGAGGGCGAGCGGGACGCUCUGCGGCGCGAGCUGCGGGAGCUGCAGCGCCUGGAUGCGGAGGAGCGCGCGGCCCGCGGCCGCCUGGACGCCGAGCUGGGUGCGCAGCAGCGCGAGCUGCAGGAGGCGCUGGGCGCGCGCGCCGCCCUCGAGGCGCUGCUGGGCCGGCUGCAGGCCGAGCGCCGAGGCCUCGACGCGGCCCACGAACGCGACGUGCGGGAGCUGCGCGCGCGCGCCGCCAGCCUUACCAUGCAUUUCCGCUCCCGCGCCACCGGCCCCGCCGCGCCCCCGCCACGCCUGCGGGAGGUGCACGACAGCUACGCACUGCUGGUGGCCGAGUCGUGGCGGGAGACGGUGCAGCUGUACGAGGACGAGGUGCGCGAGCUGGAGGAGGCGCUGCGGCGCGGCCAGGAGAGCAGACUCCAGGCGGAGGAAGAGACGCGGCUGUGCGCGCAGGAGGCAGAGGCGCUGCGGCGCGAGGCGCUCGGAUUGGAGCAACUGCGCGCGCGGCUGGAGGACGCGCUGCUGCGGAUGCGCGAGGAGUACGGGAUACAGGCCGAGGAGCGGCAGAGAGCGAUUGACUGCCUGGAGGAUGAGAAGGCAACCCUCACCUUGGCCAUGGCUGACUGGCUGCGGGACUAUCAGGACCUCCUGCAGGUGAAGACCGGCCUCAGUCUGGAGGUGGCGACCUACCGGGCCUUAUUGGAAGGAGAAAGUAAUCCAGAGAUAGUGAUCUGGGCUGAGCACGUUGAGAACAUGCCGUCAGAAUUCAGAAACAAAUCCUAUCACUAUACCGACUCACUACUACAGAGGGAAAAUGAAAGGAAUCUAUUUUCAAGGCAGAAAGCACCUUUGGCAAGUUUCAAUCACAGCUCGGCGCUGUAUUCUAACCUGUCAGGGCACCGUAGAUCUCAGACGGGCACAUCUAUUGGAGGUGAUGCCAGAAGAGGCUUCUUGGGCUCGGGAUAUUCUUCCUCGGCCACUACCCAGCAGGAAAACUCAUACGGAAAAGCCGUCAGCAGUCAAACCAAUGUCAGAACUUUCUCUCCAACCUAUGGCCUUUUAAGAAAUACUGAGGCUCAAGUGAAAACAUUCCCUGACAGACCAAAAGCUGGAGAUACAAGGGAGGUCCCCGUUUACAUAGGUGAAGAUUCCACAAUUGCCCGCGAGUCGUACCGGGAUCGCCGAGACAAGGUGGCAGCAGGUGCUUCGGAAAGCACACGGUCAAAUGAGAGGACCGUCAUUUUGGGAAAGAAAACAGAAGUGAAAGCCACGAGGGAGCAAGAAAGAAACAGACCAGAAACCAUCCGAACAAAGCCAGAAGAGAAAAUGUUCGAUUCUAAAGAGAAGGCUUCCGAGGAGAGAAACCUAAGAUGGGAAGAAUUGACAAAGUUAGAUAAAGAAGCGAGACAGAGAGAAAGCCAGCAGAUGAAGGAGAAGGCUAAGGAGAAGGACUCACCGAAGGAGAAGAGCGUGCGAGAGAGAGAGGUGCCGAUUAGUCUAGAAGUAUCCCAGGACAGAAGAGCAGAGGUGUCCCCGAAAGGUUUGCAGACGCCUGUGAAGGAUGCUGGUGGCGGGACCGGUAGAGAGGCAGAAGCAAGAGAGCUGCGGUUCAGGUUGGGCACCAGUGAUGCCGCUGGUUCUCUGCAAGGCGAUUCCAUGACAGAAACCGUAGCAGAAAACAUCGUUACCAGUAUCCUGAAGCAGUUCACUCAGUCUCCAGAGACAGAAGCAUCUGCUGAUUCUUUUCCAGACACAAAAGUCACUUACGUGGACAGGAAAGAGCUUCCUGGGGAAAGGAAAACAAAGACUGAAAUAGUUGUGGAGUCUAAACUGACUGAGGAUGUUGAUGUUUCCGAUGAAGCUGGCCUGGACUACCUUUUAAGCAAGGAUAUGAGGGAAGUGGGGCUGAAAGGCAAGUCAGCCGAGCAGGUGAUAGGAGACAUCAUCAACCUCGGCCUGAAAGGGAGGGAGGGGAGAGCAAAGGUCGUCAACGUGGAGAUCGUGGAGGAGCCCGUGAGUUAUGUCAGUGGGGAGAAGCCGGAGGAGUUUUCUGUCCCAUUCAAAGUGGAGGAGGUCGAAGAUGUGUCGCCAGGCCCCUCGGGGUUGGUUAAGGAGGAGGAAGGUUAUGGAGAAAGCGAUGUCACAUUCUCAGUUAAUCAGCAUCAAAGGACCAAGCAGCCCCAGGAGAACACGACUCACGUGGAAGAAGUGACAGAGGCAGGUGAUUCAGAGGGCGAGCAGGGUUAUUUUGUGUCCACUCCAGAUGAACACCCCGGGGGGCACGACAGAGAUGACGGCUCAGUGUACGGGCAGAUCCACAUUGAGGAGGAAUCCACCAUCAGGUACUCUUGGCAGGAUGAAAUCGUGCAGGGGACUCGAAGGAGGACACAGAAGGACGGUGCAGUGGGCGAGAAGGUUGUGAAGCCCUUGGAUGUCCCAGCGCCCUCUCUGGAGGGGGACCUGGGUUCCACUCACUGGAAAGAACAAGCUAGAAGCGGUGAAUUUCAUGCUGAACCCACAGUCAUUGAAAAAGAAAUUAAAAUACCCCAUGAAUUCCACACCUCCAUGAAGGGCAUCUCCUCCAAGGAGCCCCGGCAGCAGCUGGUGGAGGUCAUCGGGCAGCUGGAGGAAACCCUUCCCGAGCGCAUGAGGGAGGAGCUGUCCGCCCUCACCAGAGAGGGGCAGGGUGGGCCGGGGAGCGUUUCCGUGGACGUCAAGAAGGUCCAGGGUGCUGGUGGCAGUUCCGUGACCCUGGUUGCUGAAGUCAACGUCUCACAAACUGUGGAUGCUGAUCGGUUAGACCUGGAGGAGCUGAGCAAAGAUGAGGCCAGUGAGAUGGAGAAGGCUGUGGAGUCGGUGGUUCGGGAGAGCCUGAGCAGGCAACGCAGCCCAGCGCCUGGCAGCCCAGAUGAGGAAGGUGGAGCGGGGGCCCCGGCUGCUGGCGUUCGCUUCAGGCGUUGGGCCACCCGGGAGCUGUACAUCCCUUCAGGCGAGAGCGAGGUUGCUGGUGGGGCGUCCCACAGCUCGGGACAGCGCACUCCCCGGGGCCCAGUGUCGGCCACUGUGGAGGUCAGCAGCCCCACAGGCUUUGCCCAGUCACAGGUGCUGGAGGAUGUGAGCCAGGCUGCAAGGCACAUAAAACUCGGCCCCUCUGAAGUCUGGAGGACUGAGCGAAUGUCAUAUGAAGGACCCACCGCAGAAGUGGUGGAGGUAAGUGCGGGAGGCGACCUAAGUCAGGCAGCGAGCCCGACCGGAGCCAGCCGGUCUGUGAGGCAUGUCACGCUGGGUCCCGGUCAAAGUCCACUGUCCAGAGAAGUCAUCUUCCUAGGCCCUGCCCCUGCCUGUCCAGAGGCAGGGGGCUCGCCAGAACCUGGCCCAGCAGAGUCUUCUGCAGAUACGGACGGAUCGGGGAGGCACAGCACAUUUGGCUGCAGACAAUUUCAUGCUGAAAAGGAGAUUAUUUUUCAGGGCCCCAUUUCUGCUGCAGGGAAGGUUGGUGAUUAUUUUGCAACAGAAGAGUCAGUGGGUACCCAGACUUCUGUCAGGCAACUCCAGUUAGGCCCUAAAGAAGGGUUCAGUGGGCAAAUCCAGUUCACAGCUCCACUUUCAGACAAGGUGGAGUUGGGUGUCAGAGGAGAUUCUGUACACAUGGAAGGGUUGCCAGGGAGCAGCACAUCCAUCAGGCACAUCAGCAUCGGGCCUCAGAGGCAUCAGACCACCCAGCAGAUAGUUUACCAUGGGCUGGUUCCCGAACCGGGGGAAUCUGGUGACUCAGAGAGCACUGUGCACGGAGAGGGCUCAGCAGACCUGCACCAGGCCACUCACAGUCAUACCUCGGGUAGACAAACCGUUAUGACUGAAAAGAGCACCUUCCAAAGUGUCGUUUCUGAAUCUCCCCAGGAGGAUAGUGCAGGGGACACAUCAGGGGCAGAAAUGACAUCGGGUGUUAGCAGAUCCUUUAGGCACAUUCGACUAGGUCCUACAGAAACGGAAACCUCUGAACACGUUGCCAUCCGUGGACCCGUGUCCAGAACAUUUGUGCUUGCUGGUUCAGCGGACUCCCCUGAGCUAGGCAAGUUAGCAGACAGCAGCAGAACGCUAAGGCACAUUGCACCAGGGCCUGAGCUAGGCAAGUUAGCAGACAGCAGCAGAACGCUAAGGCACAUUGCACCAGGGCCCAAAGAAACUUCGUUUACCUUUCAGAUGGAUGUGAGUAACGUAGAGGCGAUCCGCAGCCGGACACAGGAAGCGGGAGCUCUCGGUGUGUCUGACCGUGGUUCCUGGAGAGACGCGGACAGUAGGAAUGACCAGGCAGUUGGUGUGAGCUUUAAGGCCUCUGCUGGGGAAGGAGACCAGGCCCACGGAGAACAGGGCAAGGAGCAGGCCAUGUUUGAUAAGAAGGUGCAGCUCCAGAGAAUGGUAGACCAAAGGUCGGUGAUUUCAGAUGAAAAGAAAAUUGCCCUCCUCUAUCUAGACAAUGAGGAGGAGGAGAAUGAUGGGCAUUGGUUUUAAUAAGCAGAAACAUUUUGUUUUAAUGGCAUCCUGUUGGCGACGUGCCAACAUCCAAAGGCCUUAACUUAUUUUAAUAGGCCGAGGGAGUCUAUGAAAAUCUCCCCUUUUUUACUUUCUUAAAGAGUACUCCAGGCAUGGUCAAUUUCCUUUAUAGUUAAUCCGCAAAGGUUUCCAGUUAAUUCAUGCCUUAAAAGGCACUGCAAUUUUAUUUUUGAGUUGGGACUUUUACAAAACACUUUUUUCCCUGGAGUCUUCUCUCCAUUUCUGGAGAUGAAUUUCUAUGUUUUGCACCUGGUCACAGACAUGGCUUGCAUCUGUUUGAAACUACAAUUAAUUAUAAAUGUCAAAACAUUAACCAGAUUAAAGUAAUAUAUUUAAGAGUAAAUUUUGCUUGCAUGUGCUAAUAUGAAAUAACAGACUAACAUUUUAGGGGAAAAAUAAAUACAAUUUAGACUCUAAAAAGUCUUUUCAAAAAGAAAUGGGAAAUAGGCAGACUGUUUAUGUUAAAAAAAUUCUUGCUAAAUGAUUUCAUCUUUAGGAAAAAAUUACUUGCCAUAUAGAGCUAAAUUCAUCUUAAGACUUGAAUGAAUUGCUUUCUAUGUACAGAACUUUAAACAAUAUAGUAUUUAUGGCGAGGACAGCUGUAGUCUGUUGUGAUAUUUCACAUUCUAUUUGCACAGGUCCCCCGGCAAUUGUAGGGUAGAUGAUUAUUGGGAAUCGCUUACAGUAGUACCAUUUCAUUUUUUGGCACUAGGUCAUUAAGUAGCACACAGUCUGAAUGCCCUUUUUUGUUAUAGCCUAAGUUCUGGAGUGGCCAGUUCCUAUCAGACUGUGCAGACUUGCGCUUCUCUGCACCUUAUCCCUUAGCACCCAAACAUUUAAUUUCACUGGUGGGAGGUAGACCUUGAAGACAAUGAAGAGAAUGCCGAUGCUCAGACUGCAGCUGGACCGGCAAGCUGGCUGUGUACAGGAAAAUUGGAAGCACACAGUGGACUGUGCCUCCUAAAGAUGCCUUUCCCAACCCUCCAUUCAUGGGAUGCAGGUCUUUCUGAGCUCAAGGGUGAAAGAUGAAUACAAUAACAACCAUGAACCCACUUCACGGAAGCUUUUUUUGCACUUUGAACAGAAGUCAUUGCAGUUGGGGUGUUUUGUCCAGGGAAACAGUUUAAAUAGAAGGAUGUUUUGGGGAAGGAACUGGAUAUCUCUCCUGCAGCCCAGCACUGAGAUACCCAGGACGGGCCUGGGGGGCGAGAAAGGCCCCCAUGCUCAUGGGCCGCGGAGUGUGGACCUGUAGAUAGGCACCACCGAGUUUAAGGUACUGGGAUGAGCAUGCUUCAUUGGAUUCAUUUUACACGUCAGUAUGGUUUUAAAGUUUCUGUCUGUAAAGUGUAGCAUCAUACAUAAAAAGAGUUUCGCUAGCAGCGCAGCAUUUUUUUAGUUCAGGCUAGCUUCUUUCACAUAAUGCUGUCUCAGCUGUGUUUCCGGUAACACAGCAUCAUCGCACUGACUGUAGUGCACUGGGGAAUAACAGUCUGAGCUAGCACCACCCUCAGCCAGGCUACAACGACAGCACUGGAGGGUCUUCCCUCUCAGAUUCACCUGGAGGCCCUCAGACCCCCAGGGUGCACGUCUCCCCAGGUUCUGGGAGUGGCUACCGCAGGUAGUUUCUGGAGAGCACGUUUUCUUCAUUGAUAAGUGGAGGAGAAAUGCAGCACAGCUUUCAAGAUACUAUUUUAAAAACACCAUGAAUCAGAUAUGGAAAGAAAGUUGAUUUGAAUGGCAAGUUUAAACCUUUGUUGUCCUUCUGCCAAAUGAACUAGUGAUUGUCAGACUGGUAGGGAGGUGACUGCUUUGUAAGGUUUUGUCGUUUCUAAUACAGAGAUGUGCUGAUUUUGUUUUAGCUGUAACAGGUAAUGGUUUUUGGAUAGAUGAUUGACUGGUGAGAAUUUGGUCAAGGUGACAGCCUCCUGUCUGAUGACAGGACAGACUGGUGGUGAGGAGUCUAAGUGGUCUUAGUUUGAUGUCAGUGUCUGGGCUCAUGACUUGUAAAUGGAAGCUGAUGUGAACCGGUAAUUAAUGUUAUGACCCACUUCUAUUUACUUUGGGAAAUAUCUUGUAUCUUAAUUGUCAUCUGCAAGUUUCAAGAAGUAUUCUGCCAAAAGUAUUUACAAGUAUGGACUCCUGAGCUAUUGUUGGUUGCUAAAUCUGUGAAUCACCCGGGAGUGAGUGUGCCCUUCACACUGUGACAUUGUGACAAGCUCCAUGUCCUUUAAAACCAGUCACUCUGCACACAAGAGAAAUCAGCUUUGUGGUUGGAUGGGGCCGGAACACAACCAGUCUUUUUGUAUUUAUUGUUAUUGAGACAAAACAGUACUCACUGAGUGUUUUUCAGUUUCCUACUGGUGGUUUUGACAUUGCUUGUUUAAGAUGUAUAUUUAGAAUGACAUCAUCUAAGAAGCUGAUUUUGCUAAACUCCUGUUCCCUACAAUGGGAAAUGUCACAAGAAUGUGCAAAAAUAAAAAUCUGAGGAAAAAACCCA